Messenger RNA from Thelazia callipaeda (thelaziosis nematode), 1428 nucleotides. The record is from the annotation of a GenBank genome assembly. NCBI's taxonomy places the organism in Eukaryota, Metazoa, Nematoda, Chromadorea, Rhabditida, Thelaziidae.
AUGUCCAAUGAUCAAAGCAGCAAUAAAUUAAACAACAGCCAAAACCGAGAAGAUUUAACAGCACAAGCAUAUUAUUUCUCGAGAGUGGAAAAAGGUUUAUUGUUCUCGGCAACAGCAAUUGGUAACCUGAUAGGUACUUUUCCAGUAAUUGUACUUGAACAAAAGUUAGCCACUAGAAACUUAUUUGCAUUGUUUGGAAUGAUAUCAGCAAUCUCAACUCUUCUAAUCCCUUGGUCUGCUUCAUUUGACUACAGCGUUCUUUUAGCUAUGCGAUUUAUUGAAGGAUUCGCUUAUGCAUCAGUCUAUCCGGUCAUUGGCACUAUUACCUCUCAGUGGUCAUUACUAGCUGAUAGUGGAAUGUACAUGUCAUUACUCACAUGUCACCUACAGAUUGGACCAUUAAUUACAAUGCCUUUAUCAGGAGCUUUAUGUGUAUCAAAGUUUGGUUGGCCAGCAUCAUUUUACAUUCAUGGAGGGCUGACUAUAUUAAGUGUAAUACUGUUUUAUGAAGUGUAUCGUGAUUCACCAAAAAUUCACAAGUUUUUUUUUUCAAUUAUUUCAUUUCAAAAUUUACAAAUAUUAAUCAAAAAUUUUUGCAAAAACAAUACUAAAUCAAAAAAAAUUCUUUACUGCUGUUAUUCAGAGUAUAAAUUUUUUAGGAAUGUUAGCUCCAAAGAACUGUCAAAAAUUGAAAAAGGCAAAAACGUUACGUAUGAAAGGAAAAUGCCCAAAGUCCCAUACAAUGCAAUGCUAAGAGAUAUUUCGGUUUGGGCUGUUUGGAUUGCAUGUAUUGGUAGUACAUUUGGUUUCCAAAUAUUUUUUCAAUAUGGACCUGUGUAUUUAAAUGAAGUAUUACAUUUCGAAGUACAAAAGACGGGUCUUGCUUCAGCAUUACCAAUGAUAUUAUCAAUGUUAGUGAAGAUUUGCUUUGGACCAUUUAGUGACCAUGCUGUUUGCUGUGGACAGAAGACUCGAGUGAUGUUAUUCACAUUUCUUUCGCAGACUUUUAUGGUAGUAUGUUUUCUUUUUCUUGCAUUAAUACCUGCUGACAAGGCUUAUCUUGGCCAAAUUGCUUACACUACAGCUAUUGCAUCAAGCGGCUUGAAUAGCGUAGGUGUGAUCAAAAGUGGACAGCUGGUUGCUCGUCAGCACACACAUUUUGUUAUGUCAGUCAUAUCAGUAAUAAGUUGCUCAGUAAUUUUAAUCCUUCCACUAUUGGUAUCUAUUCUCGCACCGGACAAUACAAUGCAACAAUGGUCAAGAAUCUUUUUUGUGAUUAUUGGCUUGAUGAUCGCUUGUAAUAUGUUAUUCUUCUUUGUUGGAAAAGCAUCUGAAGCUCCUUGGACCAAAGCAAACAGUCAACAAAUCUUUACUACAGAUCUUUCCAACGACAAUAACAACAACACAUCAACUACUAAUAAAACAUAG